AAGGCUGCCAUCCAACUCGUCCCGCCGUGAAAAGGGCUUUGGGUCUGGGCACGGGGCUUGCGACCAUCAAAUUCUCGCGGAGGAGGGCAUUGCUUGAUGAUCCAGUAGGCGACAUCCUCAAAAAUGGCCGUUCUGUCAACCCCAUUCCACUAUCUGACCUCGGUGCCGCCCGUCACGCGCUAUUUCACUCUUGCGACGAUCGCGUUGUCCUCUCUCUACCUCUGGAUCUGGUGGUCAGCCGAGACCACCUACAUACCAUUUUUGACUCUUGUACCCGGCUCAAGCCUCUUCUACCCAUGGACAUUUGUAUCUUCUGCUUUGGUGGAGGCGAGUCUUUGGGAGCUCGCCUUCACGUUGAUCGUAAUCCCAGCAUCGUUACGCUAUUUCGAACGUCUAUGGGGCUCUCUUGAAAUUCUAAAAUUCAUCCUUGUAUGUGUAACGGGUCCAAACUUGAUUGUCUUUGCCUUCAAUUGGAUCGAAUAUGCGGCGAUAGGAGAUGCAGACCUGUUUCUGUAUGGCAUGCAGUAUCAUGGCCAAAUGGCACUCUUCACAAGCUUUCUCGUGGCUUUCACUCAAAUCAUACCAGAACAUCAAGUGCAGAUAUUCGGUUUGUUUAGGGUUCGCGUAAAGAGACUCCCGAUGGUAUACGUGACGUUUUCCACUAUCAUGACGUUGCUUGGCUUCCAGUGUCCUUACAUUAUCAUCCAAUUUGGCUGGUUUGUUUCAUGGAUAUAUCUUCGUUUCUACAAACGCAACGUCACCGACACGCUCGGUGGUGUGGUCACAUACGGAGACAGGAGUGAAACAUUUGCUCUUACGAGCUGGUUUCCUCCACUUCUUCAUACUCCGGUGUCAGCACUGGCCAAUACGGUCUACAAAGUUGCCACCCGCCUUCGUUUGGUCCCUUCAUCGUUUCCUCAAGACAUCGAAGCUGGGUACAGUCAAGUGCCUGGCGGCGCACGAGCGGAGGCUGAAAGACGACGCGCCCUUGCUCUCAAGGCACUGGAUCAACGCCUGGCUCACUCGUCAAGUAACUUGCCUGGCCAAAAUGGACCUUCUGGACAACCAUCGCGUCCAUCUCCCUCAGUGUCUGCCCCUCUUGCCACGGAGCAAAGAGGGAGUGUGAGCGAGGCAGAUGUCGCUGAUUCAGGAAGUACGGAAAGCGGAGAAUGACACCUCGCUACUUAGUUUUUGUAAAUAGUAGUUCAGAUUUUCUUAUUGUUUCGUUCACGAAGUCAUGCGCCUUACAUAAUCCGUACAGCGUGCUUGCUCGAAGGCCC
This is a messenger RNA of Pisolithus orientalis, 1280 nucleotides long. Its product is annotated as eukaryotic integral membrane protein-domain-containing protein. The transcript is spliced from 6 exons. Gene Ontology annotation, biological process: retrograde vesicle-mediated transport, Golgi to endoplasmic reticulum. Gene Ontology annotation, cellular component: membrane; Golgi apparatus. NCBI's taxonomy places the organism in Eukaryota, Fungi, Basidiomycota, Agaricomycetes, Boletales, Pisolithaceae. The coding region runs from base 124 to 1173 and encodes 349 amino acids. The record is from RefSeq and is a predicted model, not a curated record.